This is a messenger RNA of Ornithodoros turicata, 1636 nucleotides long. RefSeq names its product TNF receptor-associated factor 3-like. The transcript has a single exon. Gene Ontology annotation, molecular function: protein binding. The coding region runs from base 188 to 1525 and encodes 445 amino acids. The record is from RefSeq and is a predicted model, not a curated record. NCBI's taxonomy places the organism in Eukaryota, Metazoa, Arthropoda, Arachnida, Ixodida, Argasidae.
ACGCGCACUUCCCGAAACACUAUCACUUCCGACGCAUUCCUUUCCCAGAGUGAUUCAAGCGUAGCGUCUAUACGCUCCAUUCCAUUCCGAGAGUUCCGCGUCGAAACCAGAGUUUAUGACAUAUCACGCCGUCAUGAUAACCAUUCGGUUUUAACUCACUGCUGGAACAGUUUUACAGCUUUGCAUAAUGCAGCGCCACAGCGGGGAAUCAAUUUCCACCGCGUUCCGUACAUCUCUUCAUGGUAUCAACCAAUCGCUGGAUUUUCGCCCGUUGGAGUUUGCGGAGCCUUUACCUUCAACUUGGACGUGUGCCUUGUGUCAUGUGGCGCCGAGAAGCUCAGUGAUUCUCCAGUGUCAUGUCUUCUGCGUGCCGUGUUACGAGGAGAUCGUGCGGCGAGGUUGUGCAAAGUGCCCGCUGGAUUCUACAACGUUCCGCAAGGAUGGCGUCAUCUGCUUUGAGAUCCCUGUGUCCCAGCUCAUGGAACGAAGCGUCCGCUGUUGGAACAGCUUAAGAGGAUGCUCCUUCAGUGGUCCACUCGGGACGCUUCUGGCACACGUUGAGGAUGAAUGUAAAUACGUGAGCAUUCACUGUAGAAAAUGUGAGAGAGAAGUCCUUCGAUCGAACGCUCUUGACCACGCACUGGAAGGGUGCGACGUUCCGAAGGAACCGGUGUCGCCAAACAGAUCGUGUUCGGAUCAGGAUAUUUGUGUGACUCGCAUCGCUAUGGACAUUCGUCGCGAAGGCAAGCACUUGGAUGAAAACUUGGCAUCUGUUAUUCACAACCAAAACGAUGUGAGGGAGACGGUCUCCGCGUUGAAGCUCACAACAGAAACGCACGCCGCAGAAGUGAAAGACAUGCUGCAGAGGCAAACGGAGAUGACCGGUCAGAUGGAAUUCCAUCUGAGCAGCGAGUUCGCAUUACUUAAGCUGGAACUCGAUCGCAUUCAGCAGAGACUAAGCGGUAUUGAGCAACUGAGAUGCGACCUGAACGAAGUCUUGAGCACGCACCAGUUGAACAGUGUUACUGUGCUGUGGCAGAUCAAGUACUUUAACGAGAACAAACAAGAGGCCACAGAGAGAGGAUCCUUGAUGUUACGCAGUGACAUUUUCGAUGUUGGAGGCUAUCACCUAAGGCUAGUGUCAUGCUGGACCUUUGUAGAUGGUGUCCUAACUUUCCAGAUCUACCUGGCGCUAUGCAGCGGCCCGAACGAUUCAAGACUGUCGUGGCCAUUUACUAAGCCUUUUACAUUAGCACUAGUUCAUCCCAAAGACAAAACAAAGAGUAAGAAAGUAAGGUUUGAUCCUCUGAGACACCAGGGCUCAUCACGAAGCCCCUUCAUGAGGCCCCGUGCGGUUGAAAAUCCUGGCGCUGGGGUGAAGAAUUUUUAUAAAGUCAACGACUUGAAAUCGCAUGGGUUCGUGCAGGAUAACGCGCUUUGUGUUUCAGGUGAGAUUGAAACCUUCGCAUCUGGGGCCCGUGUCGAUGGCGGCUGCGCCGCAACUGGGGAUCUGCAGGUGGGGUGAAGUUUGUCCUGGCCUUUUGAUCCGACUAACUGCACGUGUUCACAGCCAUGUACGCUUGUGAGAAGCGUUUGCGAACCACUACUUGUAUGCUGAAUAAACAUGGCUGCGGUG